GUCUGAAUUCCCAUUUCCCGGCUAACCAUCUACCAGUAUAUAUAUCUACCGGAAAAGAUGGUGCUUGAGGUCCAUGGCUACUUGCUAUCACCACCGGUGUUGAGAGUUAUUGCCUGCCUCAAAGAGAAGGAACUCGAUUACCAGUUUAUUUUUGUUGAUCGUCAGGCUGAAGAUAACAAAAAAGAACCUUUCCUUCGCCUUAAUCCCUUUGGUCAACUGCCUGCCUUCACGGAUGGAGAUUUGACCCUCUUUGAGUCAAGAGCAAUCACCCAGUACAUUGUACACGCAUAUGCUGACAGUGGGAGCCAGCUGGCCCCCGAAGAUCCUAAAGCAAUGGCGAUCUUGUCAAUGUGGAUGGAGGUUGAGGCUCACCAAUUUGAUGUGGCAGCAUCCAAGCUCAACUAUGAGCUCGUCAUAAAGCCUAUGCGCAACAUGACGAGCGAUGAUAAAGAGGUGGCAGGACACGAGAAGGCGCUCGUCAAGGUUCUUGACGUAUACGAGGAACGACUUAAGGUGUCACAAUACUUGGCUGGGGAUGAUUUCACAUUGGUUGAUCUUCACCACACACCCCUCAUAUAUUUCCUCAUGCGUACUAAAUCCAAAGCUCUUUUUGAAGAACGUACACAUGUUGUUGCAUGGGUUCGUAAGAUCUUGACCAGGUCUGCUUGGUCAAAGGUUCAGCAAUUGAUUCCGCAGAACAUUGUCGUCCCUUCUUAAUUACAUGAUUAAGUGCAUCCUCUACUAUUAAUAUAUUGUGAGUUUGAGAUCUUCAUCGUGUUCCUUGUAUUUUAGAUCGCGCGAUGUUCCACCUUUUUCAUAAUUAUUUGUGCUGUGUUGUACCUUGUAGUGUACCUUUGAUCGUGUUUCAUUUCUC
Molecule: messenger RNA, 874 nt
Organism: Cuscuta europaea
Lineage: Eukaryota; Viridiplantae; Streptophyta; Magnoliopsida; Solanales; Convolvulaceae
Source: the annotation of a GenBank genome assembly